Messenger RNA from Saprolegnia diclina VS20, 786 nucleotides. RefSeq lists its product as hypothetical. NCBI's taxonomy places the organism in Eukaryota, Oomycota, Saprolegniomycetes, Saprolegniales, Saprolegniaceae. Bases 1 to 786 code for a protein of 261 amino acids. Gene Ontology annotation, cellular component: extracellular region. Gene Ontology annotation, molecular function: cellulose binding. The transcript has 2 exons. The record is from RefSeq and is a predicted model, not a curated record. Gene Ontology annotation, biological process: carbohydrate metabolic process.
AUGAAGACUGCCUUCCUCCUCCUCACGCUCUCGGCGGCCGCGACGGCCACGUCGCAGCAGCAGUUCAAGGUCUGCAAGACCCACGACGACUGCAACCAAGGCUUCUUCUGCCGCCCCACCGACGACAAGGCGUUCUCCAUGUGCCAGCCCGGUGACCGCCCGGCGUCGGGCCCGACCACCGCCCCCAAGCCAACGGACGCGUCCAAGCCGACGGAGGCGCCCAAGGCGACCGACGCCCCCGCCGUUGGCAAGGGCAAGCAGUUCGACCCCUGCACGAGCAACGAGAGCUGCAGCAAGGGCCUCUUCUGCAAGCAGACCGACAAGCCGCUCGACGGCAAGUACUUCUCCAUGUGCCAGCCCAACGAAGGCUGCGCCAAGAUCUACGGCCAGUGCGGCGGCAAGGGCUUCUCCGGCCCCAGCUGCUGCGGCAACGGCAACGCGUGCAAGGCCCAGAACGAGUGGUACUCGCAGUGCGUGCCGGCCAGCCACGCGAUGGCGUCGGAGGCUUCGUGCACCAACGUGAGCGUCGAGGGCGAUGCCACGUACUGCAUUGAGGGCGCGAUCUGCGGCGGCGCGGGCGACAAGUGCCCGAAGAAGGGCGAUGUGGCCGUUGCCGACUGCAUCAAGACGCUGAAGAGCUACGCGGACGGUGCUAAGUGCGUGGCGCCGGUGGACGCCACUUGCCAGACGAUCAAGACGGGCGCGAAGGGCUGCGUCUUUGGCUCGUCGGAGCCGGCUGGCCCCACGCAGGCUCCGGCGGGCGCCCACGAGCGGCCAGUGCGCUGA